AUGGCUACGAAUCUGACGUACGGCUCUCAUCUUACCGGACGGCAGACCCGUCGGCUAGGUCCGAUCUCCAAACUCACCCGACAGCAGCUCUGCAGUCUCAUCCGGUGCAUCCACGAAAGCCCUGGACAGGGCUGGAUCCAAUGGCGCGCCAGCUUGCGAGAAGCCCUAGAAGUAUACGGGCUCCUGGUACACAUCGAAUAUGCGGAUGCGAGUAACGGCCGUCCUGAAUCUGAACGUCAGGAAGUAGCCUCAUUCCUUUGGCACUCACUGUCGGACGAAGUACAGCGAAUGAUGCGAGGAAUCGGUUGCAAUAUUACCACCCACCAUUCCCGGCCCUCGCGCAUGUACACAUCGCUUUUGGAGCUCGGAGAAGCUAGCGGUCUGAAGUCGCGGUUUCUAUGGAACAUUGAAGCGACCUCUGGUGGACCUACACGAGAAAGCGAUGUCGCAGAAGCCGAGAUUGGCGAGGGCUGGACUACAGUCUCCCUACCUGCCGUUCAUGUAGCCGCCUCUCGCGGACCUAUGGAUGAGGCCCCCGAAGAAACGAUGCAAGACCGCAUCGUGCGUAUCACAGCCGAUCUGGAAUCCUUGACCUCCUACUACAACAUCACAAGCUCAUCCACGCGACAUAACCGUCUAGACGAGUUCUACACAGAAGAGCUAUCCAGCCUCAGACAGCAGCCCUUUCACUCAUACGAUCAAGACGAGAAGGUGGACUACAUCCUUCUGAAGACCUACCUCCGCCGCGCCCAGCGCACCCUCAAGCUGGACCAAGCUCGCGACGCAGCAUCAGCACCCUUCAUCGAGCCCUUUGCCGCACCCAUCAAGGCCUGGCUCGAGGGCCGACAGAGCGUCGAUGCGCCGCUCGACCCCAAGGCCGUGGCAGACAACUUCGCCACGACGGAGAAGGUCGUCUUCGAGUGCCAGGAGCACGUCCGGCGAACGCGGUGA
Molecule: messenger RNA, 951 nt
Organism: Anthostomella pinea
Lineage: Eukaryota; Fungi; Ascomycota; Sordariomycetes; Xylariales; Xylariaceae
Source: the annotation of a GenBank genome assembly